AGUGAAGCCAAAUGACUUAUUGACCCGACUUAAUAACAACAAUAGUUACAAAAACAAUAACAUAAUAUAUUAACAUAAGCAAUAAGCAACAAGCAGCAAGCAACAAGCAGUAAGCAUAUGCAUUAAAAAACAAUGUUGUUGUUCGUAUAUAAAAAUCACAGUUAUUCGCGUGAUUUCGACACGUUUUGUUAACCAGUUAAAAGGGAGCGAAUGAAGAUUAAAGACCGUCGCAAUAGGAGGGUGCGAGAGAAUGGUCGGAAGUUUUAAUUUCCCACUAUGGCAACCACUUUAUGUGGUGGAGUUGGUGGUAAUGCAUCACAGACACUAAUAGGUAAUCAAGUUAAAACUCAGCAAGAUUCUUCCACAAUAAAUGGAAAACGCGGCCAUAUAAGGUCAGCUUCAUUGGAAAAUGCGAAUUUAAUUGCUGCGAAGAAUACGCUAGGCUUGCCAAUGUUGCCUGCAGGUCAUACGGGCACUCUAAAAUCGCGUGAUGAACAAAAACGCAUGCGUAACAAAUUUGGCAGCUAUAGCAACUUAGAAGAGACACAGCAGGGUCGCAGUAGAUUUUAUAAUAUACGGCAGAUGUUUGAAUUUACGAAAACAAGUCCGAAUAUGAACUCAGCAAUAACGUCAACAGGUAGUAAUAAUCUUGCCUAUAACGAUGAGCAGCAAUUACAAUCAUUGCCGACAACAUUUUUAACGCUUGGUAAUGCAAAAUCAUCAUCAUAUCAGCAUUCGCCAAAUCAUGCACAAGCUCAAACCAGACUUCAGGCUACACAAAUAGGUGCCAAUGCGUAUCAACAACAUUAUGUGCAACAACAAAAACAACAGCAACAAUCACAACAAUCGCAACAACAACAACAACAGCAACAACAGCAACAGCAACAACAGCCGCAAUCGCAAACACCACGGAAACCGAUAUCAACCACCCCGGUCGCCAUAAUUGCAGCCAAUGCAAGCGGAAGUGGCAGUCGUGCCAGUAUUACGGAACACAAUGAACGGCUUAAUAUAACCGAGAAUUUAGAUAACGGUAAUAACACGCGUCCAACACUUCAACAACAACAACAACAACAACAGCAACAACAACAACAACAGCAAUUGCAACCACAACGUCUACAAACUCACACUGCUAUGGUGUACAGCACGAGUCAUAGAGAUUUGUUAGCUCAGCAGCGCAGUGUCAGUGAUUUAGCGGAUGUUGAGGAGGAGAACCGCCACGAUCAGGCCACAAAUCUUUUACGCCCGAUUGCUUUUAAGCCGAUCCCUUUCGAACCGGACUACAGUAUUCCCAGUCGUUAUUGUGAUGUUGUUGUCAACUCAGCCAACGCUGUACAUUCUGUCGCUGAUCGUUAUGGCUCAACACCUUCGCUGGCUCCCAUGCAAGGUUCUAAUCUAAGAUUUGGAAGCACGACCGACUUACGACAUAGUGGAAUUGGUAUUGUUGGCGGAGGAGUAGGAGGUUUGAUUGGCGGUGGUAGCGGCGCUUGUGGUGGUGGUGGUGGUGGUGGUGGUGGCGGUGGUGGUGGUGGUGGUGGUUGUGGUGGUUAUUCAAGCAGCAGUUAUUGCAACAGCCUUAUGGCACGUCGACGUGGUUCCAGAUCGUUGAAAAUCAACGAUAGUAUGGAGUCAAUUCGACAUACACCGGACUCUGAUGCGAACAACCAAAGUGGAACCAUAAAAUCGAACGUUAGCAGCAACGGCAUUAGCAAUAACACUAUGGCCGGCAAUAAUGCUCUCAGUAAUAAUGGAUUAAAUAAAUAUUUAACAAGCGAUCAAUGCGAUAUGACGCCUUCGCCAUCGGAUUCUGGAAUUUCAGAAUUGGAAGCAGUUUUAAAAGAUCGUGACUCCGAAUUAUCAUAUUUAAGGCAGGCCAUGGAGCAUAAUGAGAAAGUAAUUUUCACAGUACACAAGGAUAAAGAAACCUAUUGGGAAAAUGAAAAUCGACGUUUACGCACCUAUUUCGAGGCUCAACAACGAGAAUUCAUGUUGAAAAUUAAGAAAAUGGAGCAAAUGCUGGCCAUGCAACAAUUUCAAUUCAAACAGAACAAGCUGAGAUAUAGCGAACAAAUCAAUAAACUAAGAGAACAAAUAGCUGAACUUAAGAACGAAUGCGAAAUAUUAAGAACGAAUAACAUCAGCUUAAAAAAUUCGGAAAGGAAUUUGAAGGACCGUUCAGCUUAUGUUGAAGAGCAGCUGGAAGAAAGUCAUAAUCUGAUAAGCAGUCUUAAAACGCAACUAGAAGAAAGCGAAUGGAGAGUGUGCGAGAAGAAUGGAGAAUUAGCUUUACUUAAAACUCAACUCAAAGAAGCAAAUAAUGAGAUCACUUUAAAGGAACAUGCCUUAGUUCAUUUGAAACAUGAAACUGUCAAUAAUACGGAAACUCACGUCUACCAAAGUCUUCAGGAGAGCCAACAGGUUGAACAACAAUUGCAGAAUCAAAAGGAUGCCGAAGUCGAGUUGAAGCAACUCAAUAAAAUCAUUAUUUUAAAAGAUCAAGUGAUUCUCGCUUUGACCAACGAGUUGGCUAAGCUACGCAAAGAGCUCUCUGAUUUAGCCAUAUUUCAUGAGUACGGCGAAGAACCGUCUGGCAAGUAUAUGCGCUUAAAGCAACAAUUAGAUAAUCUAACCGAUAUCUGUAACAAGACACGCAAACACACUCAACAACGUAUUGAGAAUUCGCGCCUGGAAUUGAAAAAUAAUGCGGAAAAAGUUUUAGAUGAUAACAAUCUUGAAGUUAUUAUGAAUUGUUUGAAAAUUGCUCCUCCCCUUGAUGAGGGCGAUUGCGAUGAAUGCGAACGAUAUAAAUUAAGUUCAGAGAAACGCUUAGCUAAAGUUAGUUCAGAUAUUCACAGUUUUAUUCAUGGAUCGAUUAAUUUGCCCGAUGUCGCUCUCAAUGUCAAAUCUCUGAAUAAAUUACCGAGCAAAUUGGAGGAAUCGACUCUCGAUACUCUAAUCGAAGAAUCGACAAAUUAUGCAGAGGAAAUCGCUAAUUUACGAAAGCAAUUGGAUGAUGUACGCGUCAAUUUUGAAUUGGAGAAGCGGCAAUGGUCGGCUGAGAAGGAAAAGGUGCUAAAAUAUCAAAAACAAUUACAGACUCAUUACAUAAGCAUGUAUCAAAAGUUACGAAGUUUAGAAAAGUCCAGUGAUGUUGUUUAACUUGCAUCGUUUUUCCUUUCCGUUCUCUUCUUUUUUCUUUACCUUUUUUUUUU
This is a messenger RNA of Glossina fuscipes, 3209 nucleotides long. Its product is annotated as myb-like protein P. The coding region runs from base 277 to 3156 and encodes 959 amino acids. The transcript has 8 exons. Lineage: Eukaryota; Metazoa; Arthropoda; Insecta; Diptera; Glossinidae. The record is from RefSeq and is a predicted model, not a curated record.